Messenger RNA from Dreissena polymorpha, 1373 nucleotides. RefSeq lists its product as uncharacterized. The record is from RefSeq and is a predicted model, not a curated record. The transcript has a single exon. The coding region runs from base 205 to 1098 and encodes 297 amino acids. NCBI's taxonomy places the organism in Eukaryota, Metazoa, Mollusca, Bivalvia, Myida, Dreissenidae.
UAUUCAUUGUCAGUUUUUCAAAACGUUGUUAAUAAAAAAUGUCAGGGCGUUGAAUUAUGCAUGGAUCUAGUAAAAUAUCUGCGCGGAGGUUGUAUUUGAAGGCUUUGAAGCGUAUCGAAUGUCUGGUUUAAAUCAAAUUACAUUGUAAGUGUGUUAUACUUGUCGACUGAUGUACAAGCCAUCGAACGUCUUGUUUCAUUCAAAAUGUUUGCGUUGCGCACAAACUCGAAGUCGUUUAUUGUGGGAUUCUGUACUUGUGCAUUUCUCUUUUUCUUCGUGAUGAUGGUUUUAAGGAUUCAACCGGGCAGUGUGUAUAGCUCAACAAACCCACUACGGAAUUCGAACCCAAUCGCCUGUAAGGCAGAUGAUAAUGAAUCUUCAAACAAAACAGCAAAUUCCGCGGGGACAGCCAGCGAUCACGCAGGGAAAUUCAGCGAUCGCAUUCAGAAGGUAAUGAUUCAUGGAAACGGCAGUUAUAAUUUGCGCCCAGACCUUCGUAACAAGGAUUCUUUUUCGCAGUAUGGGCAAGAUAAGUACAUUAGCAACCUCACUGAGGGGAAAAGAAACGGGUUUUUUAUUGAAAUCGGAGCGCAUGACGGACAGUCACUCUCGAACACAUUACUACUCGAAAUGAAGAAUAACUGGACGGGACUUUUAAUUGAAGCCAAUCCCAACAUGUUUCCUCUCAUAGCUUCUGUAAACAGAAAUUGUUAUGCUAUUAACUGUUGCCUAGGAUAUACAAAUACGUCCUUGACAUUUACGCUUUACGGGUUUCUUACCAGUGCAGAUGUUGUCAUAACUGCACAGCACAGGAAAAGAAUGGGAGGCGCAAAUGAAAAAGUAACAGUUGAAUGUUACAGCCUCUUGGAUGUUCUGAACGUGAUUGGAACUAAAAAGGUGGAUUAUUUCUCAUUGGAUGUUGAAGGCGCGGAAUUGUACAUCCUGGAGGCCAUAGACUGGAAUCAAAUUGACAUCGAUGUCUUCACCAUAGAAACGGAUCAACACAGAGACAAAAUAAUGUCGUUCAUGAAAGAUCAUGGAUAUAAAUGGCUUAAACAAUUGCAAGGAGAUGACAUUUUUAGAAAACGACGCGACUAACAAACAUGACAUUUAAGCAAAAAAUGAGUAUAAUUACGGUGACAGAAGGUGUUAUUCACAUACUCGAGAGGCUUUGGUGAUAUUUUGAUCACCUUGUGAACAUAAUGAUAUGUAGGCAGUUUAGCAGAUAAAACAUGUUGAACCUUCUUUAUAUUAGAGUGCGAAUACUCUACUUGUAUUAUGCUCGCCAUAAUAACGUACAUUUUGCAUGUUUGAGUCUAAACAAUAAAAAAACAUUACCGAUUAUACGUUUUUAUGUAAUCUGUUUAAUAUAA